Messenger RNA from Salvia miltiorrhiza (redroot sage), 1579 nucleotides. RefSeq names its product mitochondrial carrier protein MTM1-like. The record is from RefSeq and is a predicted model, not a curated record. NCBI's taxonomy places the organism in Eukaryota, Viridiplantae, Streptophyta, Magnoliopsida, Lamiales, Lamiaceae. Bases 270 to 1445 code for a protein of 391 amino acids. The transcript has 10 exons. Gene Ontology annotation, biological process: mitochondrial transmembrane transport.
AAAAUAGUCUCAAUUAAUCGGCGAGUGGGCUUUCCUCUCCGAGUUUUUGGCGCCCUCAUUUCGACGCCAUCAAUGACGCACGUAUUCUAUUUCCCCACCUUUCUUCUUCUUCUUCUUCUUCUUCUUCAACUUCCUAAAAUUCAAUUGAAAUCAAAUAACCCUCGUCAUCACUAAUUAGGAAAAGCAGCUAGCUACUUCCUUAAUUUCUUGAUCCUUUUAAAUCUUUCCCAAAUUAUUGGAAGUUUCCGGUCACACAAUUUCACAAAUAUAUGGUGGGCUCGCCGAGACAAGGCCUGCCUUCAUGGAUAGGAAUGGCAACGGCUACAAGAAAGGUGGAAUUAGAUAAAAACAUGCCCAAAGAGGAGUCCUUCGCGCGGGAGCCGUCGAGGAAUUCCAAUAUUUCUGACGUGGAUUUGAGUUUUGGGGAAAGGGCAUUAGCCGGCGCCGGCGCCGCCGUCAUUUCCACCGCCAUCGUCAACCCUCUCGAUGUUGCUAAGACAAGGCUGCAAGCUCAAGCAGCUGGAGUUCCGUAUGGUGGAUUAUGUGAGACGGAAUGCUCUGCAAACACGAUGCUGCAAGACAGGAGGUUUGUGCCAUCAGGCACUCAACCAAAGUGCACUCCAGAUUGCACGCGCUAUAGAGGGACAUUGGAUGUAUUAUACAAAGUGAUUCGGCAGGAAGGAUUCUCAAGAUUGUGGAGAGGAACUAAUGCUAGUCUAGCAUUGGCGAUUCCCUCAGUGGGAAUCUAUAUGCCACUAUAUGAUAUUUUACGCAACCACAUGGAAGAGCUUGCAUCACACAAUGCUCCAACCAUGACGCCAUAUGUUCCCCUACUCGCUGGAUCCUUAGCACGCUCGGUAGCUUGCGUUACUUGCUAUCCUAUCGAGCUUGCAAGAACACGCAUGCAGGCAUUCAAACACAUGCAAGCUGAUGUGAAGCCUCCUGGAGUCUGGAAAACUUUGACGGGUGCUGUCUCUCCAUUCAGGACUGCUAAUAGUCGUCAAGCUUUUCAAAGCUACCGCAUAUUAUGGACUGGCCUCAGUGUGCAACUUGCUCGUGAUGUUCCAUUUUCUGCUGUCUGCUGGUCAUCUCUAGAGCCACUCCGGAGGAAAUUUUUGAGCAGUAUAGGUGAGGAAGCUAGUGCCUCCUGUGUCCUGGGUGCCAAUUUUGGUGCUGGUUUCGUGGCAGGAAGCCUCGCUGCGGCUGCCACAUCUCCUCUAGACGUUGCAAGGACCCGCCAGCAAAUUGAGAAAGAUCCGACGCGAGUCCUCAACAUGACUAUACGAAAAACAUUGGCUGAAAUUUGGAGGGACGGAGGCGUUAGAGGAUUGUUCGCAGGCGCUGGGCCUCGAGUAGGACGAGCAGGGCCUUCAGUUGGGAUUGUGGUUUCCUUUUAUGAAGUUGUCAAGUAUGCCUUGCUUUAUACACAGUCAAAAGAGAAGUAACCCUACACCUAUAUAGUUCAAAAUAGGCAGAAUUUGGCCAUGUUUCAUGUCUCGUUGAAGAUGGGAAUUGUUUGAAUAAAGGAACAACUGCUGAUAUUGUUACUACAAUAAAUGAGAUGCCUUGUUUUACAAAA